Messenger RNA from Sclerotinia borealis F-4128, 2106 nucleotides. NCBI's taxonomy places the organism in Eukaryota, Fungi, Ascomycota, Leotiomycetes, Helotiales, Sclerotiniaceae. The record is from the annotation of a GenBank genome assembly.
AUGUCACGCGAUAAUUUGUCGUACUCGACGAUGGAUCCUCCAUUCUUUCAAGAGAAUAGAUCAAACCCUCAGUCUUUCCGUCAUGAGGAUUUGAUGGAUAUUGAUGCCUCUUGGAUGGAGAACAUCGAUCCACUUCUUGACGCCCAAGUGGAAUUCCCAGACUUCGAUUGUCAACAAGAUCUACAACAACAACCUUUACAGAGAUUCAUCACCGAGCCAGGACGAGCUCUCUUCACUGCAGGACCAACGAUGUCUCGCUUUGAUAGCGUUUCUCGAACAGUUCCUAGAACAUUCGAACCCGUUGGCGUUUUCCCUCGAGCUUCCCGAACAAGAAUGAUAUCACCUUCUCCUUCCCAAGAGUUAUCCUCCAACUGUAGUAGUGCCCAAAGUCCAGGUGCAGAGGCUGAAUGGUAUCAUGAUGUAUGCUAUUCCUCGCAAGGCCAAGAUGAUUAUAUCCUACCCAACACAAUCCACACCACCCCUACUCAACACUUCUCCGAUAUUUGGACACAACCACAUACUCAUCCGACACAGCCCACUGGAUAUCCAUGUGUCAAUCUCAGCGAUGUCCAAGGGUUUGCCGAUCCACAAGAAAUCAAAUUCGAAGCCGAUGAAGCAUAUACCGAUAUGGAGAUGCGUACCGAUUACGCAAUUCAAGCUUCGGAAUCCGGUGGUCAUAAAUUAGCUUCUCAUAGCUUACAUUAUAGAGAUGAGGGAUUGGGAGCUUCAAUUCGAGAUGUUGCGUCUCCACCUCGAGCAAUUUCUGCUCAGGCUUCCAAUAACGACUGCAUAUCUACAACCUCGGAUGCUGAUGCUGAUGUUGAUGCUGAAGGCGAAGUAGAUGUUGAUGUUGACGUUGACGUUGAUACUAAUGCAGAAGUGGAUAUCGAAGCCGAGAUCGGCUCCGAAUUACUUCACCCCGAUGUUGAUAUCGAAGAAGAAGAAGAGGCAUCCGACACCGAAUACACACCCCAUCCCUCGAUCCGCAACCCGCGUAAGCGAACCAGUGCCACCAAAUCCAUUUCUCCCCCAUACACCAAACGCCACCGCAUUUCCAAGCCCUCACCUACCCUCAAACAUUCCUCUAAGAUUCCUUCCGGUAGCCUGACAUGUAAACAAUGUUCCGAAAGCGGAUUCAAAGACAACAGUACCCUCCAACGCCACAUCGCAUCAGCGCACACGCGCGCCUUUAUCUGCGUCUUUGAUUUUGCCGGGUGUAGCAGUACAUUCGCAUCGAAAAAUGAAUGGAAACGUCAUGUUUCCUCGCAACAUUUAAAUCUACAAGCCUGGGUCUGCACACUGGGUGCCUGUGGAAAGGUACCCCUAUCUUCGCAUUCGGGCUCGAUGAUUUCAAAAAAAGAGAGCGCUAUGGUGAAGACAGGAAUGGCUAGGGGAGAGGUUAAGGGCGCAGAGUUUAAUCGCAAGGAUUUAUUCACGCAGCAUUUGAGGAGAAUGCAUGCGCCGUUUGAGGUGAAAAGGAAGGGGAAGAGAAAUUUGGAGUGGGAGGAGAGGGUGAGGGGGUUACAGCGCAGUUGCGAGAGAGUGAGGAGGGAGGCCCCGGAGAGAUUGGGGUGUCCGGUGGGAGGGUGUAAGGGGAAGAAUGGAGCGGGGGCUUGGUUUGAGGGGAGGAGUUGUUGGGAUGAGAGGAUGGAACAUUUGGGGAGACAUUUGGAGAGGGCGGGUGAGCGGGUUUCAGUUUCGGUUUCAGUGGGUGGGCUGGGGGAUGUGGGUGUGGGUGUGGUUGUGGGUGUCGGUGUCGGUGGGGGUGAAAGGAGAGUAUGUAUAGGGAGUACUGGCACUGCUGCGAGCGAGCAUAAGAUUCGACAGGAAGAUGAUCCGCUGUUCGUGGAGUGGGCGGUGAGAGAAAAGAUUAUUGAGAGGGGUGGGAGGGGGGAGUGGACACUUUGUGUAGGGACUACUGGGCAUGGGUGGGCGAGAAAGAGGAAUGGGGGUGCUGGUGCUAGUGGGAGUGGGAGUGGGAGUGUUGGUGGGAGUGCGACUGGGAGUAUGAGUAUGAGUAUGAGUAUAAGCGCGGAUAUGUGCAUGGGUAUUAAAGUAGAAGGAGAAGGAGACGAGGACUUAGAUGCAGAGGGAGAAGAUGAGUAA